AAAGUGCCUGGUUGCUCUUUGCAGGAUAUGACCCUCCCAACAUCAGCCAAGGGCAGGUGGGCAGCAGCCAUCUCAAGACAUUCUAGUGCUGCUCCACAUCCACUUCUGGGUUGGACCCGAAUCAAAAGUUGCUAACUUCCAGCCUGCCUCUAGAAAUAUCUUUGUCCUUCUCUUCUUCGUGUUCCCCUUCCUUUAACUUGACCCAGCUUGCUAAAAGGCACCGUCGUUUGAUCCCGUGAACGUUCCCCCCCACAAGAGCUCCAACAUGUGUUACAAAAUGAAGACCUACUUGAUGAUCAAAGACAGCUGUGUGUUCAAGAAGUGCCCAGUGGAAUAUCGCUGGGAUGAGGCCGGGACCAGCACCGUCGCCAAUGGACACAGCAGCAGCAGCAUCACCAUCAACAACCAGAACCCCCAAGGGAUGCUUACAGUCCCCCAAGAGGGCGCCGUGGCAGAGAGCUCCAGAUCCAGCAUCUUCCACUCCUUCAAGCAUUGCUCCAGCAAGUUCGCCAGGUAUGCCAUUGCUCACUCCAUCGGCCGCUGGCUGCUCUACCCAGGUUCCGUUUGCCUCUUGAACAAAGUCCCGCCCAAUAUACUAGUGAAUGCUCGAACUCGCCUCAUUGAGGAUUUCCAUGGGAAACGGGCUAAACUGAUUGCUCGUGAUGGGAACGAAAUCGACACUAUGUUUGUGGACAGGAGGAAGAGGAAAAGUCCAGAGAAACGAGGGAUGCAGCUGGUGAUCUGCUGCGAAGGGAAUGGCAGUUUCUAUGAGGUCGGAUGCUUUUUCACCCCACUGAAGGCCGGGUACUCUGUCCUGGGGUGGAACCACCCCGGUUUCGGCAGGAGCACGGGCAAACCCUAUCCGGCGAAUGACGUCAAUGCUAUGGAUGUGGUCAUCCAAUAUGCCAUACGCCGGCUGGGUUUUGCCCUGCCAGACAUUGCCAUCUACGGCUACUCCUUAGGGAGCUACACAGCCACCUGGGCUGCGAAGACUUAUCCGGAGCUAGGCGGGUUGGUACUGGACGCCUCCUUUGACAGCUUGCUCCCUUUGGCCAUGAAGGUGAUGGCAAAGAGCUGGAAGAAGCUGGUGGUCAAGACCGUGACGGAGCACUUCAACCUCAACGUGGCGGAGAUGCUGUGUCAGUACCCCGGUCCAGUGCUGCUCGUCAGGAGGACGUUGGACGAAAUCACCAGCACCCACUUCUACUCGAAGAGCAAGCUGCCUGUCAUCAAGACCAACCGGGCCAACGAGCUGCUCCUGCAGCUCUUGAGGUGCCGUUACCCCGACCUUAUAUCCGAGGAGGAGGAAGUGGUGCGCAGCUGGCUGGCUGCUGACUGCCCUCAGAUGGACAACCUCAUCUACAGCUUCUUCUACGAAGUGGAUGAGGACUGGUGCCUCCAAACGCUCCGCGGCUACAAAGCCAGCCUUGGCUCAAACUGCAGCUUCCCAUGGCACGUCGGGAAGAACCUUCACCCCGCGAAGAGGAUGCAGAUGGCCUUGUUUUUGGCCAAGAAGCACCUGAAGAACGUGGAGACCACCCAUGGAAGAACUUUGCCACCAAACGAAUUUCAGAUGCCCUGGAAGCUCUAGCUCGGCUGGGAAGGUGGCAGCUUGACUGUAGAGAAAGAGAGAGAAAUAAAAACUAGCAUUCA
Molecule: messenger RNA, 1653 nt
Organism: Podarcis raffonei (Aeolian wall lizard)
Lineage: Eukaryota; Metazoa; Chordata; Lepidosauria; Squamata; Lacertidae
Product: protein ABHD16B-like
Exons: 1
Coding region: 266-1591 (441 amino acids)
Biological process (GO): monoacylglycerol catabolic process; phosphatidylserine catabolic process
Cellular component (GO): endomembrane system
Molecular function (GO): monoacylglycerol lipase activity; glycerophospholipase activity
Source: RefSeq, a predicted model, not a curated record